Molecule: messenger RNA, 990 nt
Organism: Sporothrix schenckii 1099-18
Lineage: Eukaryota; Fungi; Ascomycota; Sordariomycetes; Ophiostomatales; Ophiostomataceae
Exons: 1
Coding region: 1-990 (329 amino acids)
Biological process (GO): thiamine biosynthetic process
Source: RefSeq, a predicted model, not a curated record
AUGGCCGCCACUGCUGCCCCGACUCGCUUCCAUAUUGCCGCAACUGGCCACAGCCUCAACUACCUGCCGCAGUACAUUGCCGAACGCCACGGCUAUUUCCGGGACGAGGGCCUCGCGAUCUCGGUGUCAGUCCCGUCGCCCUGGGACAAUGUGCUCGAGGAACUGGGCGACGGCACGGCCGCGGCCGCCCUCGGCGGCAUCUGGGUGCCGUCCAUGUACCGCAGCGCGGGCAAGCAGUACACGGCCUUUGCGCAGCUGUCCAACCGGUGUCCGCUGGCGCUGGUAGCGCGGGGCGGUGGUGCUGGCGGUGCUAGCCACGCCCAUGAUGCCAAACCGUUCCAUCUCGCGCAGGUCGUCGACAAGACGGUGCUGUUAAAGUCGGGCAACGGCGCCAGCGUCGGCCUCUUCUUUAAGAUGCUGCUGCGCGAGCACGGCAUCGACCCGGCCGCGGUGCACUUUGUGCAAGACCUGGCCGGCCCGAUGCUGCGCACGCUCUUCGAGGGCGGCCUGGGCGACUAUUUCGUGCUCGACAUUGUGUCGGCGCGCAUCCUGGCGCAGACCAACGCGGACGUGCACGUGGUCCUGGAGAUGGCCGCGGGCGGCGACGCGAUCCCCUGGAGCGUGUACUACUGCGAGACGGAGACGCUGGGCGACGCGGCGGUCGUGGACGCGCAGACGCGGUUCUGCAUGGCGCUCGAGCGGGGCAUGCGGCAUGUGCUCGACAACGACGCCGAGACCUACCGCGACGACCUGGCGGCGCUCUUCCCGGGGCAGCCGACCGACGUCUUGGUGGCCGUGGCCAACCUGUACCGGGCCAACCAGAUGUGGACGUCGUCGUCGGUGUCGCGACAGGGCUUCGCGCGCUGGCAAAAGGGCAUUGCGGAUGGGCGCCUGACGCCGGCGCCGCUGGAGUAUGACGCGAUGGUCGCCAACCGGACGGCCAGCGGGGUUGUCAAUGGCGCCAAUGGAGUCACCGGACGGAGCACAUAG